Beta vulgaris subsp. vulgaris (sugar beet) is the source of this 2126-nucleotide messenger RNA. RefSeq lists its product as hypothetical. The transcript has a single exon. Lineage: Eukaryota; Viridiplantae; Streptophyta; Magnoliopsida; Caryophyllales; Amaranthaceae. Bases 211 to 1563 code for a protein of 450 amino acids. The record is from RefSeq and is a predicted model, not a curated record.
AAUUAUACCAUCAUACCAUCAUAGCAAUCACCAUAACGCAAUGAAAUCUACACACGAGCACUCCUCCAAAAGUUCCUUCCUUUCUUUCCUUUCCUAGCUGGACCAACAAAUAUUACAGAAUUUACAAACAAAACAAACCCCCCAAUUUCCAACGCAAACAAUAAUAUCUCACCACACUACACCACAACCCCCUAAAAAAACAUCAUUCAGAUGAGCACUAACACCACCAACAACAACGGCGAUGACCCGCCUCUUCUCGGGUUGUCCCACCGUACAACCUCCGGCAUCCUCCGUAGCUCCGCCAUUAUCUUCUUCUCUCUCCUCCCAACAUUCUUCUUCCUUUCUCUCCUCCUCUUCUCCUUCCGCAUCCUCCUCGAAAAUGGCACCGUUUUUGUCACCUCCGUCAUCGACCGUGACCCUUCCGUUAAAUCCCUCCUCUCUCGCCUCGACAUCGCCGCCAACAAUCACAACAACAACAACAAUAAAAACCCGUCAAGUAAUUCUCUCUCCUCUUCUUCUCCUCUCCGUCACCGCCGUCACCGCCCCUUUCUCCACCUCACACGUGUCGGCACCUUAGACGACGAUUUCUUCUCCGGUGACGACGACGAUGAUCACCGAUCUGUCUUCUUUAAUCACCGUAAUUCCUUUUCCAAUUCUACCCCUCUUACUCUCCAUUAUUUUAACCCUCGAUUUAGGUUUUCCAGAAUUCAAUUGGAUGAAAAUGAUAAGGGUUUUAAUAACGAUUCAAUUGGUGGGGAGGAGAGAGAAAAUAAUGUUGGGUUUUUUUUGGCGGGUUUGGAAUUGGGUCGACGUGAUGCUGCUACGUUGAUAUUUCUAGUGAGUGUGUUAUCUGCUGCUUAUGGUUGGGUGAUUUUAGGGUUUGUGAUUACGUAUUCGUGGUCACUUGGGAUUGUGUUUGUUUCUGUUGGGAAUGAUUUGUUGGGGAGGUAUACGUCCUUUUUGGGGAUUGCUUGGAGUGGAUCAAAUUUAGGGGUGAAGAAGUUAUCUGGGUUUAUUCUUAUGAGGUGGGCUGUGAAGGAUGCAUUGACGCAGAUUCUUGGGUUGUGGUUUUUCGGGGAAAUUCGGGAUCAGUAUUCGUUCUUUAAGCUGUUUUUGAGGUUGAAAUUGAUGCCAUUUUCGGUUAAUUCGCCGUGGGUGACAGGGUAUGAUAAGGAGGUUUCUGGGUUUUUGUUUGCUUGGUUUUUGAUGGAUACGUUGGUGUCAUUUGUGUUUGCUGUGGAUUCGUGGGUUACGAUUGCAAAUACCAGGAGAGGGGGUGGACGUGAGAUUGUUAAGGAAGGGUGUUAUUUGCUGGCAACCAUGAUUCAUCAAUCUAUUCAGCUUAAGUGCUUGGAGUUGAUUAUGUGUGGGGCUUUUAUGAGGUGGGUUUUAGCUCGAUUGUUGGGGAGAUCGUUUGCCGUUCUUUUCCAGGCGUUGCUUGAGGUGUAUUUUAUGGUGGCGUGGUUGAUAUUUUACUUUGCGGCCAGGUGUAGAGAUGCUCGUUUGAGUGGGAGAAGGUUUGGGAGGAGGGAAUUGGAAGGGUUGGUCGAGGGCCUUAGAUAGUUGUGAAGUUGUGAUCAGGUGAGAAGAGUCACCUGCUGGCUUCAAUCUCUGUUUAGCUCUGGAUCUUUGGUGCUGAUCUUCAGGCUCAUCUUGUAAAGUGUGACCUGUUAUGCGGACAUGAUACAAGUGGCACCAUUGGUUGAUUCGGCGCCCAGCAAUGUGUUGUAUGUAUUACAUACCUUGAGGCAAGACGUUGCUCAUGUACAUUUUUGAGAGGGAUGUUCCAUGUGUAUAUUUCUUGCCAUUAUUUUAGCCCUAUUUUUGAAUUUCUACUUGCGAUGAUGCCAUAUAUAGCUGGGUCCUUCCAUGAUGAUAGUAACUUGUUGCCCAUUGUAUUCGUUCGUAGUGAAAGCUAGUGAACAUAUUAGGUUAAUCUUUGCAACUCCUUAAUCUAAGAGGGAGUGUGUGUGAAGCAUUAUUAUAUUCAGAGAUGAAUCAGGGUUUGCUUGCUUGACUGACAAUGUUGUAUCCUCAAGCUUUCACAUGUUGACUAGCUGGAUUAUUUGUAGUAAUAUUCCCUUGUAAUUGAUGAUGAAAUAUAAGGAAAAAAGUUUGGUUGCAAA